AUGAGCUCUGCUGGGGUUUUUUAUUUUUAUUUUUCCUCCCAUAUAGAGAUCAUCGCUUCUACAAACCUUAUCAUUCUUCUAGAGGAUGAGAUCUUUGCUGAUUUUUUCAACACAUUUCUUUCUCUCCCGGUUUUUGGACAGACACCAUUUUAUACUGUUGAAAGUUCACAAUGGAGCUUGUGGCCAGAAAUGCCCUAUAAUCUGAUCUGCAAGUACAAAAAAUUAUUGACCUGGUUGGAAAAGUAUCGGUUACCUUUCUUCUGUAAAACAAACUUAUGUUUCCAUUACAUUCUCUGUCAGGAGCUCAUCAGCUUCAUCAAGUCUCAAGAAGGAGGCGAAGAGUUGGUGGAUUUCUGGAUUCUUGCUGAGAAGAUCUUGAGCAUAGAUGAGACGAACGUAGACGUGCAGGAUUACUACUUGUCCCUCCUUCUUAUGCUGAAGGCCACCCACCUGCAGGAGGGCUCCAGGGUGGUAACUCUUUGCAACGUGAAUAUCAAGUCCCUCCUGAACCUCUCCAUCUGGCAUCCCAACCAGUCAACCACCAGAAGAGAGAUCCUGAGCCACAUGCAGAAAGUAGCUCUGUUUAAACUCCAGAGCUAUUGGCUCCCUAACUUUUAUAACCAUGGCAAGAUGACCAUGGCCAGUGAGGAAGCAUGCUAUGAUCUGCUGCAGGAGUAUGAGAGUCGCCGGUUCAAUGCUUACGCUGUGCAUUCAGGAGGGCUCCCUCUGAACAUGACCAUUAAGAAAUCCCAAUACUCCCCAAAGCACUACUCAAGUAGAAGGAUCAAGAGGAAGAUGUGGUACUUGAUCAAUCCUGGCUCUUGGUCUAUGGAAAUGGUCCCCAAGCCAGAUGUCUGUCCAAUGGGCCCGCAAGAGUUUUCUAAUGAGCAGAAGAUGGAAAUACAUAUGCCUCCCCUGAAAGUGGAUUCUGCAAAUGAGAGAUUAAUUAGUAUCCUGGAAAAGGAUGUCAUGAAGCCCACUCUGCCAAAGAACCCCAAAAGCCUCCACAUGGAGGGCCUCUUUGAGACAAAGUUCUCUUCCCACCUAAGAGCAGCCACCCCUAUCUUUAAUCACUCCUCUCAGAUGGCAAUCAAUAAGAUGAUCAAGCAAAGACUGUCUUUUAGAUAUACCUACUGGGCCUUGUGUGCCGAUGCUUAUGCAGGAAGUCCUUUCCGGGACUUCCUGAAAAAACUGAAUUUGAAAGUAGAGACCCUACUCUUGGACCUAUGGCAAGACCUGCACCAUUUCCUUAGUGUUCUGAUGAGCAACAGGAAGAAUGGGAAUUCAUUCUUUCUGCACAUGCUGAGUGAUAGAAUCUGUGAGCUCUACUUGAAUGAGCAACUUGGUACCUGCUUACCACUCACACCUCAAACUAUUCAGGGCCUGAAGAAGAUGCUGCCUUACGGGGAUGCCAACCCUUGGAUCUCCAAGGCCCAGAUGGAGAUCUGCAAGAUCCUCAGCCAUUGGUAUGACGCGUUCCUGGAUGAAGAGGACCACUGGUUUCUUCUCUUUACAACUCAGAGCCGGUAUGUCAUAGCCCGGUGGAAUAAAGAAUCUCCAAGCCGAGAAGACAGCAUUUUUCUUUACAAGCGGCUUCAGGAAUCUCUGGAGUUAAGCCAGAGUUUGGCUAACAUAGAGAAAAUGGAUUCUCCUGCAUGGCAAACAGUAGCCACUGAGAACCUGAGGAAAAAUGGGUCUCUCCAGGUAGAAGUGAAGUCUCCAGUGUUUCUAGAAGACUUUAACAAAAUGACCUUUAAAGAACUCUGCUAUAAGAAUCCAAAGAUGGCUAUAGAGAAGAUCAGUGAGGACUACAAAAUAUAUUGUGAGAAAGCACCUCAUAUAGAAAUUGAAGUGAAAAUAAUCAAGGAGCCAAAGGUGGUGUCCUCUUCACGCAGGAAACCGUCUCUUCCCAAAAAAGUGGGCAUGAGGAAGCCUUCAAUGCGGCCCAGAAACUUUCCAGAAAUCAUCCUAAAUCCACAGCACUUGGAUUUCUUCAGGGAGUUUCUCAGAGACCGGGACUCUGAAGCCCCACUAAAAUUCUUGUUAGCCGUACAAAAGGUCACUACAGAGACGAAUGAAAAGAUUUACAAGGCGGAACUGGAAAAUUUAACCAAGACUUUCUUCCGUAGCGAUGUCCCUCCUGAGGAAUUGCUGCAGUGCGAUGCCCCUGUAGUGAAGGAAAUCUCGCAAAUGCGAGAAGUCACCACCACAGCCUUGUUAAUGCUCCAGGGCUGCGUGAUGAAAUCUCUGGAAGAAAAGUGGUUAGUAGAAUACCAGCAACUGUUCCCAGCUCGUGUUAUUACAGAGUUAGAACCAUUGGUACCAGCUUUCCCUAGGAAGCCCUCGAAGACAGCCGUCAACCUACAGAAAUGCCAGGAGAAAGGCUGGCUGAAAAUGGUCGCCUUCAUCAAGUGUUUCUGCAAGUACCGCAGAUGGUUGUCAAACCCUUUGAAGCUCCAGGAAUUUGUAGACUUUCUUCACCAGGAAAUGUAUAAUGUCAAAGAAAACAUCACCUCAUCCCCUACUCCAUCAGGACGGCCAACCCCAGUGUCCCCAGGUUCUCGGAACACAGAAUCUGAGAAUGGAGAAGGAGCCCUCACAAGGCGCCGGAUAUAUGGACACAGGAUUAUCAUUGUCAACUUUGCAAUUAAUGAUUUAUAUUUCUUUGGUGAAAUGGAAAAAUUUAAUGAAAUGGUGAGUUCAGCUCACAUGCUGCUGAUCAACAAAGCAUAUAAUGAGAAUGAUGUGAUCCUGCUACGGUCAAAACUUAACAUUAUCCUGAAGCUCUUCCUUCAUUCUGACAUCCCUCCCAAGCUCAGGGUAAACAUCUCUGAGUCUCAGAAGGAUACGAUCAUUGCUGCCAUUACAGAGGGCCUCAUGGACCGGAGCAUCUUCCAUGGGGCUAUCUUGACUAUCUUCCCCGUCAUUAUGUACUUCUGGAAAAGGUUUUGUUCCUGGAAAGCAGUAUGUUCUUACUUGCACUACGUAGGGAAGGUGCACAGGGAGAGAAAAAUUCUUCCCAAAACUAUAUACAAGAGCCCCGUCUGGAAUGCAGGUGAUCAUGCUCACGCUGUCUUAAGGUUCUCCUUAAUCAGAGGUCUUGAGUGGAUACGGCCUCAACAGCCACAGCGGGAUGGAAUAAGUUCCACUCAAAACUCUUCCUCUAGCAACUUCACCCAACCAAAAGCUAGACCAUCUAGCAUGCAGCUGAAUCCUGUCCCAGGAUAG
Messenger RNA from Dipodomys ordii (Ord's kangaroo rat), 3228 nucleotides. It is a transcript of the gene Rgsl1, whose product is annotated as regulator of G-protein signaling like 1. The record is from RefSeq and is a predicted model, not a curated record. The transcript has 20 exons. NCBI's taxonomy places the organism in Eukaryota, Metazoa, Chordata, Mammalia, Rodentia, Heteromyidae. Bases 1 to 3228 code for a protein of 1075 amino acids.